Megalopta genalis is the source of this 603-nucleotide messenger RNA. It is a transcript of the gene Tcs1, whose product is annotated as Threonyl-carbamoyl synthesis 1. The record is from RefSeq and is a predicted model, not a curated record. NCBI's taxonomy places the organism in Eukaryota, Metazoa, Arthropoda, Insecta, Hymenoptera, Halictidae. Gene Ontology annotation, biological process: regulation of translational fidelity. Gene Ontology annotation, molecular function: tRNA binding; double-stranded RNA binding; nucleotidyltransferase activity. Gene Ontology annotation, cellular component: cytoplasm.
AUGGAGAGCUUAGGUCCAAUAGCAUUUAUUGCGGAAGGUGCUAGCGAGGAGUUGAAACAGUUGGAAUCCUCAUCCAAGCAUUGGAUAUGCAAAGGAAAAAGAAGUAUAUCGGUGGCUGUUAAAUUAAUUCGAGACGGUAAAGUCGUGGCACUUAGAACAGACACAGUAUAUGGUCUAGCUUGUUCUGCACUGAACAACGAUGCAAUCAAAAGACUGUAUGAAAUUAAAGGAAGAGAUGAGGGGAAACCAUUAUGCAUCUCCGUCAGUAGUGUUAAGUAUAUUAAAAAUUGGGGUGUUGUUGAUCAUUUAAAUCCAGAUUUACUAACAUCGUUAUUGCCUGGACCAUUCACAUUUGUCCUGAAACGACAACCAGAUUUAAAUCCUAAUCUAAAUCCAGUUGGACCAUUGGCGUUAACAAGUGCGAACGUUAGCAACCAACCUAGUUGUUUAGAGGCAAACGAAUUCAAAGAUCUAUGGCCUCAGUUAGAUGGAAUAUUUUAUGAUAUAGAGGAACAUGUGUACAGCGAAUUCUCGGAUGAGAAUCUCAAUUUAUUACAAAUAAAGCCACAAUGUGGCAAUGUAGUAACAAAUAUUAAGCAAUAA